This is a messenger RNA of Histoplasma capsulatum G186AR, 1689 nucleotides long. Its product is annotated as UBX domain-containing protein. Gene Ontology annotation, cellular component: cytosol; nucleus. The record is from RefSeq and is a predicted model, not a curated record. Gene Ontology annotation, biological process: proteasome-mediated ubiquitin-dependent protein catabolic process; Golgi organization; autophagosome assembly. The coding region runs from base 103 to 1266 and encodes 387 amino acids. The transcript has 3 exons. Gene Ontology annotation, molecular function: ubiquitin binding. Lineage: Eukaryota; Fungi; Ascomycota; Eurotiomycetes; Onygenales; Ajellomycetaceae.
GUUUCCUGUGCCUAAACGCUAUCCGUAUUUUGAGCGCGUUUCUCUUGUUUAGCUCUAUCUUAAUUUCCUGGGCGAGCAGCGGAGUGUUUGCUCAUAUUUAACAUGAACGCCCCUCCUCAGGCGGAGCAGGACGAUUUGAUCUCCCAGCUCUGUGGUGUUACGGGUAUUUCCCCUGCGGAGGCCAGAGAAUACCUAGCAACAAAUAACUGGGACAUACAUGAUGCACUCGCGGAUUACUAUCCUGAGCAGGACGAUAACAUGCGAGACGACUUGGAGUCUGAUGAUGAGCCAGCACAGUCUUCAGGCGGCCGAACUCUUGGCGGCACAGCGCCUCCUCCCUCAUCCGAACCCAAUGUGCGGAGAGCUCCCAGGAAGAAGUUCGCAACGCUCGGCGAUCUAAGCUCAGGUGAUGCCAGGGCUCAUGAUCAUAGUGAUGACGACAGUGAUGAGGGGCAAGAUAUGUUUGCUGGAGGUGAAAAAUCAGGACUGGCUGUCCAGAACCCCGAUGAUAUCAAGCAGAAGAUUAUCGAGAAGGCGAAAAGGGCUGCACCAAGACCAGCCGACGAAAGUAAUCCUAGAAGAUCUUAUUUCACCGGAGCCGCUCGUACUCUGGGAGGCGACGAUACGCCAAGCCAAUUCAUUCCAGACCCAAAUGCGAAUCACCCACAACGAUCCCCCCGAGUUAGUCGAACGCUUCAUUUUUGGGCAGAUGGAUUUUCUGUGGAUGACGGCGACCUCUACAGAUCCGAUGACCCCAGAAACCAGGAGAUAUUGAAUGGUAUCCGACAAGGGCGUGCACCACUCUCGAUAAUGAACGUACAGGCUGGACAAGAGGUUGACGUGGAGAUAAAGCAACAUGAUGAAAAAUACGUGAAGCCAAAACCAAAAUACAAACCGUUCUCUGGAAGCGGACAGCGACUUGGUAGCCCAACCCCCGGUCCAGGGACCCAUUCUACUAACCUUGUGUCCGAAUCAGCAGCGGAAGACCCCGCAGGACUAGCAGAUCCGAAAGUAGAUGAGUCGCAGCCUACGGUUACAUUUCAAAUACGGUUGGGAGAUGGAACGCGGUUAAGCACCCGGUUUAACACAACAAAUACAAUCGGUGAUGUAUACUCGUUUGUGGCCGCUGCGAGUCCUGCCAGCCAGCAACGGCCGUGGGUGUUGAUGACCACAUUUCCUAGCACGGAGCUGACUGAUAAAAAUGCGGUCAUAGGAGAGCUCAAGGAGUACAAGCGUGGGGGUGUUGUGGUACAGAAAUGGACGUGAGCAUUUAUAAUCUUGAUGUGAUAUGAAUCUGAAGAAUGAUCCGCAUUUUUGCUUUGACAUUGUUUUUGUUGGUGGGUUUGAAUAUCCACUGCAAUGGGACAGGUGGAUGUGACGGGAAUAAACAGGGAGCGAGGUUUGAUGACCAUAGAUAGAACGAUAAAAUGUAGAAACGGCUUGUGAGUUGUACAAAACGAGGCAACUUCCGUCAGAAAAACAAUCGUCGAAGCUGUGAUUGUGGUCAUUUGAUGUAAGCUAUCAUGUUUCCUGCUGCUGAUACUAGUGCUGUUUGUUGUUGAUAUGUGGCGGAGGUGGAGAUGUGCUGCGAAAUGACGCCACCCCAAAGCUUGAUAAUCCUGGACCAAAAAAAAAUGGAAUACAAUCAAAGCAACACCACCACCGACAGCAAUGAAAACAGUUCUAAAC